CUCUAUCCUUUUCCUAUCUCUAUGCGAAGCCGUGGAUGCUGUUUCUGGGAUGGGGAAGGAUUGCUACUAAACAGCGCAGCAGCAGAGAAAGAGCCGGACCAGGGAGGAAGGAAGGAAGGGGGGGCACGUGCAGAGGAGCUCAGCACAGCUGUCCAGAUUGCUGUCUUUUAUUCCAGAGCUGCUGGAGUUAUUGGCGAAGAUGAAAUUGGAGGAAGAAGUCGCGACAGGAUGCGCCCCGGAGGAAGCGCUGGAGGGAGCAGGAGGAAGAGGCCUUCAGGAGGACCCGGACACUGUAGACUGCAAACCCAAGAUGGAGGACAGAAGGCAGUCCCCAGAAGCAAUGAGAUCCCCUCAGAAAGCCACUCCGCAGCCCGUGAAAGAGGAGCCGGAAGAGGGCUUCUCCCGCCAGUGGGAAUCCCAGUGGCAGGACUUCCUGAGGACGGUGGAGCCCCCUUGCCAGGGCCCGGAAGCCCAGCCUGAGGAGCCCACCCCGUGGGGCGACACAAAGGCCUUCCUGGCCUCUUUCGAGCAAGUAGCCGCAGCCUGCCGCUGGCCCCGGGAGGAGUGGGUAGCGCGGCUAUUGCCGGCCCUCCGAGGAGAAGCUGAGCUGGCCUUUGGCUUGCUGGAGGGCAGAGACCGGGAGGACUACAGGAAGGUGAAGGCGGCCCUCUUGCGCAGAGAUGCUCUCGGCCGGGAGAAGCAGCGCCAGCACUUCCGGCGCUUCUGCUAUGGGGAGGCCAAGGGCCCCCGGGACGUCCAUGGGCGGCUGCAGGAUCUGUGCCGCCAGUGGCUGGCCGUCGAGAGGCACUCCAAGGAGCAGAUCCUGGAGCUGCUGGUCCUGGAGCAGUUCCUGAGCGUCCUGCCGCCCGAGAUCCAGAGCUGGGUGAGGGAACGGGGCCCCGAGACCUGCUCCCAGGCAGUGGCCCUGGCCGAGGACUUUCUGCUCAGGCAGCAAGAGACCGAACGAGACGGAAGCCAGGUGGUGGCUGUGAAUUUCUCCGAGGUAGAAAAUGCUCCUGAUGGUGGGGAACAAGAGGGGCCACUGUGCGCUGAAACAAAGCAGGAGGAGGAGGACCAGGAAGCCAGCAAGUUGGGCCAGGAAUGGAUGGCUGCACACGAGAGGGAGAUGUUCACAGCGGAAGAUUCGGGCCGAGCAGGGGUGUCCCUGUGGAAAGCAGAAGAGGUGGCCCCCCAGGAAAAUGCUUCUGCCCGUCAGGAGAGGCCUGAGGGCCAGCUGAGGAACUACGCGGGAGGGGAUGGAGACGGAGCUGUACUUUUGGGGGGAGAUUACACAGCCCUCAUUGUGACCACCGUCCAAGCAGGAGUGGACACAGGGAAGAAGCGGAAUACCUGCAGAGCUCACGGGAAAAGCUUCGGCCCAGGCUCCAGCGUGAUCAAGAGCCGCCGAGCGGGAGCGAAAGCCCACAAAUGCCAGGUCUGUGGGAAGUUCUUCCUUUCCGGCUCAAAGCUCAUCAUCCACCAGAGGACCCACACAGGGGAGAAGCCCUACGAAUGCUCGUCUUGUGGGAAGACGUUCAGGUCCAGCUCGGUCCUUUACCGUCACCAGAGGAUCCACACGGGAGAGAAGCCUCACAAGUGCCCCGUCUGCGGAAGGAGGUUCGGCAGCAACUCCAACCUCAACCGGCACCAGAGGAUCCACACCGGGGAGAAGCCUUACGAGUGCGCGGAAUGUGGGAAGAGCUUCAUCCAGAGGGCCAACCUCAACAAGCACCACAAAAUCCACCAGGGGGAGGGGAAAAGCAGGGAGGGUUUCGGCACGAGCUGAAAGCGCAAAAUGGGUGUGACGUGUGUGCACACAGGAGGAAACCGCUUAAGAGAUCACGGAUCACGGAGAGACACUUUUCAGAGGAAUGUUUCAGAAAAGGACACAGAAAUUCCUGUGUUGCAGGGGGUUGGGAUGGAUGACCCUAGGGGUCCCUUCCUACAAUUCUGAUUCCGUGAAAGUGAAUUCAAGAAACCCCAGAGGGCUUUUCGGAACUGCUCCCUGUUCUGGGUGCGUUGAUGAGGUGCAAGAUCUUGUGGGGUGAGGGGGGCACUACUGGGAGUGCGCUGGCUGCUCCCCAUCAUUCGAUUACAGGUGCUGAGCGCUUGGGAACGACUCUGGCAAGAGCGCUGUAAAAGUGGAGCACAUCCGAAACAUCAAAGAACACCCCCAGGUGAAGAAAGCCAUGUAAAGCAGUUGGAAGAAGUUGCACUAGCGGACAUGAAAGUAUACAGACACAGUACUAACUAUUAGAAUGUUUAGGAUAUCUUCUGAAACACCAGGGAGCUUGCAAGGAGCUUCACCCUAUAUGGCUAAGAUUCUCUGGCUUUUGGGGGCAGCAGGCUUACUUGGGAACGUGCAAAACUCUUGAACAUCUUACUUCGCACCAACAAACUCACACUGGGGAGAAGCCAUUUAAAUGUAUGGAGUGUGGUAACAGCUUCAGGGGUCAGCCAGGACUUACUACAAACUCAUAAAGGGGGAAAUAAAGUUUAAAUGUAUGGCGUUUGUGUGGUGUUCUGGUGUUUGUAUGGAAAUUUAUAGGCACAUGUAUUAAACUAGUGCACAAGACGUGAUUCUGGAUAAUAUGGGGAGGGUGUGAAUCUGGGGUCUUGGUGGUGAGUGAGCUGAGUUUUGAUGCCCCCUUUUCACUGCCCAAAUGAUGGACCUACCUUGUCCUUCACUGUUCAGAUACAACAGGUGCUCACUACCUGAACUUUGCAUAAUCCUUUGAAUACCAUUUUUAUACUACGAUUUUCCAGCUGAAUGAAAAGGUUUCUGUACUAAAAAAAAAAUCAUUUGGUAUUUUAAAACUCAUCGGUUGAAUUUUCCAUAUCCAUACCACUGGAACACUGACCAUCCCCUGUGCUACUCAUCGGUUUGCUAUAUUGUUAGUCAAUAGGCCAUGAUUAGUCCAUUUUUAAGAGCUACAGUACCUUGCUUUAUCUCGUAAUGUGUUUGACCUCUUUUCUAACUUCCUGCCCACCGUUUAUUCAAAUAAAGUUUCACAGUAUGAUGACUGG
Molecule: messenger RNA, 3027 nt
Organism: Zootoca vivipara (common lizard)
Lineage: Eukaryota; Metazoa; Chordata; Lepidosauria; Squamata; Lacertidae
Source: RefSeq, a predicted model, not a curated record